AAAAAAGUGAUACCGCCAUGUUGUUUGAAUGAGGUGUCAGCAUUUAAUCAACGUGACUUAAUUUUGGGUGUGGACGCUCUUCCUAGCUUGGAAGUUUUAUACUCCGAUGAGUUUGUAUUUAACUCGAAUUCUAAUAAAAUAAAUUACAGAAAUCUGUAUCUGGAUUGUUUUAAAUAUUGAUAUUAUCCGUAUUGGAUUGAAUACGCCAAGAUGCCGAAACUAAUGAACGUAAGGGUUACCACCAUGGAUGCUGAGUUGGAGUUUGCUAUUCAGCAAACUACCACCGGCAAGCAAUUGUUUGAUCAAGUUGUAAAAACAAUUGGACUUAGAGAAGUGUGGUUCUUCGGACUGCAGUAUACAGAUAUUAAAGGUGAUCAAACAUGGAUAAAGCUGUACAAAAAGGUUAUGGGUCAAGAAGUAAAGAAAGAAAACCCAUUGCAAUUCAAAUUCCGUGCGAAGUUUUAUCCGGAAGAUGUUGCAGAGGAGCUCAUUCAAGAUAUUACUUCUCGUCUGUUCUACUUGCAGGUGAAAAGUGCCAUUUUGACCGAUGAAAUAUAUUGCCCUCCUGAAACUUCAGUUUUACUAGCCUCAUACGCUGUUCAAGCUCGCCACGGUGAUUACCAAAAAAAUAUUCAUGCGCUUGGAUUUUUAGCCAACGAUCGUCUCUUACCUCAACGUGUAAUGGAUCAACAUAAGAUGAGCAAAGAAGAAUGGGAAAUAUCCAUUACCAAUUGGUGGCAGGAACAUCGAGGAAUGCCCCGUGAAGAUGCCAUGAUGGAGUAUUUGAAGAUAGCGCAGGACCUUGAAAUGUACGGAGUCAAUUAUUUUGAAAUUCGUAACAAGAAGGGUACUGAACUUUGGCUAGGAGUUGAUGCAUUGGGUUUGAAUAUCUAUGAGAAAGAUGAUAAAUUGACGCCUAAGAUCGGAUUUCCUUGGUCAGAAAUUCGUAAUAUUUCUUUUAAUGAAAAGAAGUUCAUCAUUAAACCUAUUGACAAGAAAGCACCAGACUUUGUGUUUUUCGCUGCUAGAGUAAAAAUUAACAAACGUAUUUUGGCUCUGUGUAUGGGAAAUCAUGAACUGUAUAUGCGAAGAAGAAAACCUGAUACAAUUGAUGUACAGCAAAUGAAGGCUCAAGCUAAAGAAGAAAAACUUGCUCGUGAAAAACAACGUGAAAAAUUGCAAUUGGAAAUUGCAGCUCGUGAAAGAGCCGAAAAGAAACAACAAGAAUAUGAAGAGCGCCUCAAGAAUAUGACCGAGGAAAUGGAAAGAAGACAAGCUGAGCUGAAUGAAGCUCAAGAAAUGAUCCGCCGAUUGGAAGAACAACUCAAGCUUUUGCAAGCUGCCAAAGAAGAACUAGAGGAUAGACAGAAGGAAUUGACAGUAAUGAUGGAGAAAUUGGAGCGCUCUCAUGAAAUGGAAGCCGCUGAAAGAGCAAAAUUAGAAGCUGAGAUUUACAGUAAACAAGAGGAAGUAAAACGAAUCCAAUCUGAAGUAGAAGCUAAAGAUGCUGAAGCUCGACGAUUACAAGAAGAAGUAGAGGCUGCAAGAUUGCGCCAAGAAGAAGUUGAUAAGCAAUAUCAAGCUACCAAUAAUUAUCACGUUGAAGAGAAUGAAGAGGAAGGAGAAGAUGGAGAUGGAGAAGCCAAUGGUGAUGUUACUAAAGAGCUGACAACAGAUGAAUCAAUUAUUGAUCCCAUUGAAGAGAGACGAACUCUGGCUGAGAGAAAUGAACGCUUACAUGAUCAACUUAAAGCUCUUAAACAAGAUCUUGCUCAGUCUCGUGAUGAGACCAAAGAAACGGUCAUGGAUAAAAUCCAUCGAGAAAAUGUACGUCAAGGACGUGAUAAGUAUAAAACCCUUCGCGAAAUCCGUAAAGGUAAUACAAAAAGGCGCGUGGACCAAUUCGAAAAUAUGUAA
Molecule: messenger RNA, 1917 nt
Organism: Trichogramma pretiosum
Lineage: Eukaryota; Metazoa; Arthropoda; Insecta; Hymenoptera; Trichogrammatidae
Gene: Moe
Product: moesin/ezrin/radixin homolog 1
Exons: 10
Coding region: 211-1917 (568 amino acids)
Biological process (GO): regulation of organelle assembly; positive regulation of early endosome to late endosome transport; positive regulation of protein localization to early endosome
Cellular component (GO): microvillus; filopodium; adherens junction
Molecular function (GO): cell adhesion molecule binding; actin binding
Source: RefSeq, a predicted model, not a curated record